Molecule: messenger RNA, 6310 nt
Organism: Mugil cephalus (flathead mullet)
Lineage: Eukaryota; Metazoa; Chordata; Actinopteri; Mugiliformes; Mugilidae
Gene: crtc1a
Product: CREB regulated transcription coactivator 1a
Exons: 15
Coding region: 17-1792 (591 amino acids)
Biological process (GO): protein homotetramerization; positive regulation of transcription by RNA polymerase II
Cellular component (GO): cytoplasm; nucleus
Molecular function (GO): cAMP response element binding protein binding
Source: RefSeq, a predicted model, not a curated record
AGCAGAAGAGCGAAACAUGGCGACUUCGAACAAUCCGCGGAAAUUCAGCGAGAAAAUCGCUUUACAUAACCAGAAGCAGGCGGAGGAGACGGCGGCGUUUGAAGAAGUGAUGAAAGACCUCAGCAUUACGCGGGCGGCGAGGUUACAGUUGCAGAAGACAAAGUAUUUGCAGCUGGGUCAGAACCGCGGGCAGUACUACGGGGGAUCUCUGCCCAACGUCAAUCAGAUCGGAAACAGCACCGUCGACAUGACUUUUCAGAAUUCAGGGCUCGACGCGAACAGAUCGACGCGACACCACGGGCUGGUGGACAGGGUCUACCGGGACCGGAACCGCAUCACGUCACCGCACCGAAAACCCGCUAUUGACAAACACGGGCGUCAGAUUGACAGCUGUCCAUAUGGCUCAGUGUAUCUGUCGCCGCCACCUGAUACGAGUUGGAGGAGGACGAACUCUGACUCAGCACUACAUCAGAGCACACUAACUCCUGCCCAGCAGGCCUCCUUCACCGGAGGAUCACAGGAGCUCCAGCCAAAACGAGUUCUCCUACUCAGCGUACCAGGGUCUGAAGCAAUCAAACAAGAGGUUGAUGAAGAUGGACAAAAACAGAACUGGGAAUGCAAAAAGAACAUUUCAAGAUCCAAGCCCUGCAAAGUUCCCGGGAUCCACAUAUUCCCGUCCUCGGACCAGCAGUUGACCACUUCACUCAAACCAGCAGCGCACAACACUGGCGGUUCUCUUCCUGACCUGACCAACAUCCAGUUCCCUCCUCCGCUGCCCACCCCGCUCGACUCGGACGACGCGACCGCCGCUUCGUUCGGCUCCUCGAACAGCACACAGGCUCUGGGUAACACGCAAGGAGUGAACAACUCUCAGCCCACAGUAACCAUGGAAAUACAGCUUGGGCAGGACAACAUGGUUCCUCUCAUCCUGAAUGCGGGAGACUCCCACCAGCACCAGAACCUGCAGCUCUCCCCAACAUCUCCACCUCUAACUCUCUCUCAGGAGUGGUCCCUCACCUCAUCGCAGGCGGCCAUCAAUGCCAUGAACCUAGAGCAGCAGCUGUCCCAGUAUGCCUUCUUCAGCCAGCAGCCGUCGUCCCAGAACCACCAGAACCAGCAACAUACAGGUCUGGUCCAGCUGCCGACCUCCAUGACCCCCUGCUCCACGUCAGACAACCAGACGUCCUCGCAAACCAACAUGACCGUGGACAUGAACACGGCCUCCUCCCUCCAACAGUACCGCAGUAGGGUCGGGUCCUCUGCCAAUCAGUCUCCGACCUCUCCCGUCUCCAAUCAAGGCUUCUCACCUGGAGGCUCGCCUCAACAUAACUCCAUACUGGGCAGCGUGUUUGCAGACUUCUACGACCAGCAGCUGCCGUCCAUUCAGGCCAGUGCUCUCUCACAACAGUUGGAGCAGUUCAACAUGAUUGAGACCCCCAUCAGCUCUGACAGCCUGUACAACCAGACCUCCACACUGAACUAUUCCCAGGCGCUCAUGAUGGGUUUGACUGGCCAUUGCAACCUUCAGGACUCGCAGCAGCUGGGCUACAGUAGCCAUGGCAACAUCCCCAACAUCAUUCUCACAGUGAGCGGAGAGUCUCCACCCAGCCUGCCCAAGGACCUGACAGGCUCACUGUCCACAGACGUCAGCUUCGACGUCGACUCCCAGUUCCCCUUGGACGACCUGAAGAUCGACCCGCUGACGCUCGACGGCCUGCACAUGCUCAACGACCCGGACAUGGUCCUCGCUGAUCCCGCCACAGAGGACGCCUUCCGCCUCGACCGGCUGUAACCGACCGCCCGACUCCCUCAUGCACAGGUGUGUGAACUCUCUGGCUGUGGAGAGACGGUCUCCGAGUAGGAGAAGAUGUUGUGAGCGUGCUGCUCCAGAGCAAACAUGUCACACCAAGCAACCCAAUCAAACCCCCCCAAAAAAACAAGAGCUUUUAAAAAGAAACAUCAGUGUAGGAAAACACAUUGAAAUGUUUUUGAAGACUGCUGCCAGCUUCCCAUUUACCCACACGACGACAUGCGAUCUGGUAAAAUCAUCCUCAUGGUUAUGUGACGACGUUUUGCAAACUAUACAUCAAGCUUCAUCAGAAUAAAUUGGAUGAGGGCCCGAAACAGCCUGGUGACUUACUGCCCGUCAACGACUGACUCAACUAUGUCUGCAGAGCGAACCCUUGACAAAUUAGAGAAUACCCACCACACGUCCGUUAACACGGAGUAGCUAGAUGACUCAGAGGAAACACCUGUCGAGUUUAACCUCCCUCCGUGCCAAGCUGUAAUUGAAGCCCCGAUGAGGCGAUGAGUCAUUACGUUAUUUUUAGGAAAUGCUGAAUUUGAAUUUUACCAUAGUAAAUAGCAGUCAUCAGUUAUGCAUGAAAUCACAAAUCACUGUGCAUACUUGUUUUGCCUUAAUAGUUUAGCAUUCUGGUUCUCAUGCUAAGAUGACCAUUAUGUAAAUGAGGGAAAAAGAAAAAAAAACAAACAUGUCAAUGAAGUAAUUUUUACUGUUAUAACAGGUGGUUUGGCCUACAUGCUAGUAUUGUCACUACCAUAUCAUUUUGUUUUUUCGUAUUCAUUUAUCAAACCUAAGUGGAUAAAUGAGGUCUUUGUUAUGAAACAGAUGUUUACAGGCGCGUUUUGUUUUAUAUUUUACAUGUACAGAAUGUGAUUAGAUUUUGCGUAACGGUAUCUAUGCAAAACUACAGCGAUCGAUUUAGGACUGUAAAACGAAACAAACACAACAAACCCUGAUUGAGAGGAGGCCGACGUGCGGGAUUCUCGCGGACUGCGCAAGUGGUGGUGCCAUGUUACUUUUUCGCAUCUUUCAGACGAGAUAGACGUCGAGAGAAGGAGGCGCAUAUUGAGCGUGUCGUGCCGUAGAAAAUCUCCUGGAUUACUCCCAAAGAUGUGACCUCGUCGUAGUUGAGAUAUAUAUAUUUUUCCAGACAGUUGAACUGCCUCUACACUAGAACAGCAUUGUCGAUGCAAUGAGAAUGUAUUUUAAGUCACAUCUGUACAGCUGUCUCGUUGCCAUUGUGUCAUCCUCAUUGCCUCUCAUAUUUAGCCUUCGCGUCCUGUAGGACCAAAUAUCUUUCACCUGGCAACUCUCCUCCCCGCAGAGCAGAUGCGACGCGACGUUUUGAGUUUUAUAUUCGACUCCGUUCCCCCGACGCUACGGUCGCACUGAUUAGUUGUUUUCCCCGUCGCGCUCGUGUUGUCUGCGCCCUCUUUUCGGUUCGCUCCUUCUCUUUUAUUUCGCGUUCGUACGCCGCCGCGCUGUCGCUCUGUGAAAUCCGUGUGUGUCAGUAACGUAUCCUCUGAAUCCACUCACAUUUGAAUCCAAUUAGUCAUUGUUGCACUUUAUGCAUUUAUUUAAAACACUGACUUAUGAGAGUUUAUAAACCCAACACCACCCGCCUGUGACUGUUACGUGCACUGGACCUGUUUGCCCUGUCUUUCAUUGAAAUUGCCUUCUUGUUAAAGAAAAACGAGAGAAAUAUAUAUAUAAAAAAAAUAUAUAAAAUUAUGGUUAUUUUUUAAAAACUUAUAUUCAGAUUAUCUAUUUCAGAGAGCAGAGUUUGUACUUAAUCGGUGAGCGUCUCGUCAACUGACGAGACGUAUUCGUCCUAAGUUUUGGGACAGUGGUGGUCGGUAGGUUUGAGUAAAAGUAACUAAGUAGGAAAAUAGUUCGAAUUAACCACUAAUUAGCAAAAUAGUUACUACAAUACUACAAUAGUGGUAUUUCUCAGAUGAGUGCAUUUCAUAUCUGAAGAACGUAUUCAGUUAUGUGCCAGAUGGGAUCAAUCAACCCCUGAAAGGUCAGUUACAGAAUACAGGUUGUAAUGCAGUGCAGGUUAAAAGCUGAUACUAAAAUGCUCUUGAAAUAAGAGCGAAGACUUUUCUAGGACACUAUAUAGCCACGUUCCAUCAAUAUCCCACACUACUUUUUCUUUAGCUACAGCGUUGUGUCUGUUGGUGUCAAGGUCCUCCUGCUCCAGCAUAUUUCACCUGUAUCCUCGCACAAUGUUAGACAAAAGUUUUCUGACGACACAGUGAAAUUAAGUUGUUAAGCUUGAAAAUGUAAUGUUCCUUUAAAAAAAAAAAAAGAAAAGAAAAGAAAAAAACUCUAAUGUUUUAGAUGCAUCGUGUUGGAUGCGGUGUUGUUAUUUCUGUUUUAAUGAUUCUGUGACUGCAUGAAUCUCCGGACACGUCUCCCCUUUUAUGGCUUGCUUUCUACUUCCUUUAAAGGGGCCCGGCUUUUUUGUGUGUGUUUUUUUUGUUUUGUUUUGUUUUGGGUUUUUUUUUCGUCUGAGCAUUUUGUUAUCUUGUUAACUAAAAUCGUCCUUUGUCUCUUUUUAACUCAGCGUCAUGUGUAGGCUACGUAUCUGCUAAGUGAAGCCUGAAAGCAUUGGAUAUAUGAUAACCAGCCUUGCACAUGUACGAGCUGUUGUUUGGUACUAUGUUUUAUACCGCAAUAUUACAGUAUGUGCUUAUUUUCUGUGCGACACCCACACACAGUUGAAAUAUGUCAUGGUAAAUCUAUAGACUAGCUUUGUAUAUUGCUAUAUGGUAGCAACGAUGUUUUUCAUGCUUUAUGUGAUAUGAUGUCAAAGUGAGAAAAAUGCACUGAGAAAUACUGUGCUGCAAUAUGUCUUUGUGGCUCGAUAUUCUCUGCUGGACCUCCAGACUUUCUGAUGAGCCCGACGUGUUCGCGGGCCCUCUUUCUGUUUUGGUAACCGUUUUGAACUUCUUUUCUGUGCUCAUGUAGAUAGCUCAGACUGACGUGUCACCUGUUACUGCCACCUUUUUAUGCAUCGACGUUCAGGUAUCCAUUGGUAGUCUGCCGGUGUUUACAGACCAGUGUUUACAACAGAGCAAUGUUUGUUUCUCUCUAUCGAAAAAUGUUUCAGCUUAGUGGAAUAUCUGGAAUAGCGGACUACGUAUGUACGAACCUCUCGCAGUGUAGAUUAUGAGAACAGUGAAUCGGUUAUGGAAUUAUUAUAAAAUGCUAUAUUAUGUUUUAUGGGGUUUUGAAGUUAAAGAUUAUAUUUCUUUUGGACCUCAACUAUAUGCAUUUCAAGGCCCUGAAAGCACUUUUCUAUUUAAUUUACAGGCUUUUAUUCUGCAAAAUCCCCUUCCAGUGUACUGUGCCAUGAGCAGCUGUAGUACAUGCCAGAGGGUUUUGUUUUAAGAUGAUAGGUACUGUUUAGAUUUUACUGGAUUUGUACUAAAUCCGUCUUCAGCACUGUACCUUGUCCCUCUUUUCUUUUUCUUUAAGUGUUAAAUCAGUAGUUGAACCAAAGUUCAAAACAGCCAUACGCGACACAAUGCAGAGACAUUUUAUCCUUCUAACUGCUGAAACGCUUCCUCAAAAUAUUCCAUUUUAUUUUGCUGUUUAACGCCCAAACUGCGAAACCUAUCAACACGUUGUUUACAUGGAACCUAAUUACUGAUAUUCUUGCAGAAUAACUUUAAACUUGGAAGAGAUGACUGAUAUUUCCUGUCCAGUGCAUGGGGAAUCUCCUUUCUGCAUGGUAGUGAAUUUCAAAAAUAUCUUGACAUACUGUAUUUUACUUUAUAUUGAGUAUUUACUUUGGCUUAUGUUUUAUAAAUUUGCUGUAAAACACUAUUUUGUAGUGAAAAUAUCAAUAUACAUUUUUCUCUGAGAAAUAACGUAGACUAAGAAAUAGCAGAAACACACUCUGUAUAUAUACAUAGAGAGAGAGAUAUAUACAGAUUAAUUUUGUUCAAGCUCAAUCAGGAGGAUAGAACGGAGUCAUAGUCACGUAUGAUCACCCACAGCUAUGAAUCCUUUGUGUGCAUUUUUGAGGACAGUUCAGUGCUGGUUCAAGCCUCAUACAAUGGCAGCUAAAAUGUUAUACAAUGUAUUUUGUUUCUGAGUACGGUGAUACUAUUCCAAACACUGCAAAUGCAUUUAAUUGCCGUGAAGAGGGGUGCGCUCUGCUCCUGUGGUGUACUCACGGCAACAGGAAACAUCAUGCUCAUACAGUAUAAUAUGCAAAAUCUAGCAUUCUGCAGCACAGCUUGGCAAGUUUUUUGAGCUAACCCUUUAAAGAUGACUUGUUCAAACCUUCUUCAAAAUUGUGCGUUUUUCUAUUCUAACUGUUAAAUCGGACCAAAAGAAUCCAAGUUGGCUGUAAAUGUGUGCUGUAUUGAAGAUGAAAUACACUUCUGUUUGAACUGUACCUGAUGUAUUUUUCUUGUGUGAAGGCUUCUGUCUUUGUAUCUUUGCAUUAUUAUUUGUAAAUGAAAUGAAAAUAAAUAUAUCUGAAGAAGCAAA